This is a messenger RNA of Fragaria vesca subsp. vesca, 1534 nucleotides long. Its product is annotated as protein XRI1-like. NCBI's taxonomy places the organism in Eukaryota, Viridiplantae, Streptophyta, Magnoliopsida, Rosales, Rosaceae. The record is from RefSeq and is a predicted model, not a curated record. Bases 230 to 1129 code for a protein of 299 amino acids. The transcript has 9 exons. Gene Ontology annotation, biological process: female meiotic nuclear division; male meiotic nuclear division.
CGCGAAUCUCAAUCAACGGAGAGUAAAAGAAAGAGAGACAGAAGCACUGAAAAUGCUAUAUAUAUAGAGACAGAGAGAGAGAGACAGAGAGACUCCGCAAAUCGGUAACGGCUACUUUGGGGUCAGUCCAAGUAAGACGAUUCAGUAAGAGAGAGAGAGAGUCUUGUUCUUUGUCUUUUCGUUUUGCCCUGGACGGUUUUCCGUUGCUGCUUCCUUGCUUGCUUCAUAAAUGGAUUACAAUAAUGACAAUAGUGAGCGUUGGGAUUGGCACCGCAAUCCUCAUGUCCAAAAGGACUCCACUCCCGAUAUAUCUGAAUGCCUGUGGAAUGGAGUGCCUCAGAAUCAAGAGGACCUUUCAUACAUGUUGGAUGAUGAAACAACCCCUGUUAAGGCUUGUGGAGAUUUGGCCUAUGAGGUUAACCAAAGAGAUAAUAGAAACAAGGAACCAGAAGAGCAGAGGGAAUCUUUCUCGCAAGUGAAAAGGCGUCGGAUGCUACAAUUUGACACUGAAGCUAUGGAUUCUUCCCUUUCAAGUGAAGACUUAUCGUCUGCAUUCUUGAAAUCAAAUGAGGGGAUUGAUUCAAUUGAGGGUUUUGAAGCGACAAAUUGGGUAUCUGGGUUUUCAGAAAAUGCAUCUGCCUCUGGUUAUGAAUGCCUAGAUGAAUCACCGGAUAGGUGGAUCGAACAGUGCUUCACUGAUCCUGCUGAUAUGCAGUUCAGCCCUGAUGAUAUCGAUUUCUCUGGGGCAUCUGAUGUUCAUAUUGACAUUACAAAGUUGUGCGACAUCCAACCUGAGUAUCAUCAUGCAAAUGUGAAUCAACAACGAGUUACUCGAUCACCUCGAAAUAUCAUAUUUAGAGGUAGGAAGUCUUACAUUCGUGCUCCCACAAAGUUGGCUACUUCUGUGGCAUAUCCCUUUGCAUUCAUAAAACCCUCUGGAACCCAUGGAGCUGUAACUCUGAAGGACAUAAACCAGCGGAUCCGCACACCGCCACCUUCAAAAGCUAAGCAAAAGGAGCCUGAACAAUAUCCCACUUCAGCCUUUUCUGGGAAACCUGUUGUUGGCAAAACUAAAAUUCGAACUGAAGGAGGAAAAGGCAGCAUUACAAUAAUGAGAACCAAAGGCUAAGAGUUACAAGACUUACCUUUCCUUUCUUUGCCUGCUGAUUUUGUGGAUGAAUUUUUCCUGUAAUAUUCUAGAGCAGUCAGGUAUAGAAGUGAAGCUGCUUAGUUUUUCUGUCGUCUUGUUUCGGGAAAUCAUAAAUCACACGAGUGUUUAUGUUUCCAAGUAUGCUUUAGGCUUCUAGCUGUCAAUAGUAGUAUUAUACAUCGGAUGACUGAGAACCAAACUCUACCAGGUUAGUUUGUUUUUGUUUCUCAAAAACCUUGUUAUGUUUUCCAGGAAUUCCAGUAUGUGCAAACUUUUGUAUCUAGAUUAUGUUUCUGGAAGGUGUAUAUUUAACCUCUAGACUGUGGUUUUGCAUGCAUUAACCAUUUCUCUUUUCUGUAAAGCAUUGAGAAAUAUUUUUGGAGC